AAGUAUGUAAAUCUGAGCCGUUUCUGAACAGAGGUGCGCAUUACGCUUACGGGCCAUGGCUGCCACGAGCUUGGCCUCCCAGACUGUUCUAAGAAGAGCAGUUCAAGCAUUCGUAGUUCCUCGCUUCAUCAGCAACAACAAUCUCUCUCACUGUUCAACCCUUCAAUCUUUUCCUCUUCCGAAGCUUCUGAGCUCUUCAGGUUUAGGUAUGUGUCACUUGGCACAAGCUGUCAAAGGUGAAGUUGAUGUUUCACUCAAAGGAGUUGGAGACAAGAGUAUCACUGAAGCUGUCAAGCAAAUUGUCGAAAAGGCAAAUCGGGCAUCAUUUAGAAGAGAAGUUAUCCAUACAGACUUCAUCACUCCACCUGUACUGAAGGAGUCAAUGCUAAUAUUGGCAAAAUUAGUUGAUGUCAAAGCAAUUGCUCAGGGAGGAUACCCACAGGCUGAGCGCCAUCGCCUUUCUGUUGGACAUUCAGAAGUUCUGACAGAUGCGCUAGAUAUAGUUGCAGCAAUGAGUAUCACAGGAAACUUUGGGUUUCAACCCUGUUCUCAUGGUGACUUCCUUGGCUCAAUUCUUGGUACAGGGAUUGCUAGGGAGAAGCUGGGGGAUAUUGUUGUGCUGGGAGAAAAGGGUGCUCAAGUCCUUAUUGUUCCGGAGCUUGUUGACUUUCUCACAACAUCAUUGGACAAGGUUGGUAAUGUUCCAGUCUCCUGCAAAAAGAUACCAUUGCUUGCUCUUGAAUAUGAACCACCAAGGACCAAGUCUUUCAAAACUGUGGAAUCAUCACUGAGGGUUGAUGCUAUAGCCAGUGCAGGAUUUAAAAUUUCUAGAACUAAAUUGGCUGAUUUGAUCAGUAAUGGGGAUGUGCGCGUCAACUGGACCACUGUGACGAAAAAUAAUACCACCGUCAAGGCUGGAGACAUCAUCUCAGUUAGCAGUAAAGGAAGAUUGCAGAUUGGAGAAAUAAAUUCAACGAGGAGAGGGAAGUUUGCGAUCGAGCUCAUUCGAUAUUUGUAAACGUUGGCACAAGGCACCGUGUAUGGCCAUUUUCACGGGUUGCUCCUGCAUUACCUGUUUCUUUUCCCUCUGAAGUGAAUGAAGACUCUUUUCUUCAUAGGAGCCAAGUUGGCUUUUGUACUAGUUUAGAGCGUAAGUUGCAAAAAACCCAAUGAAUAGAAGUGCUACUAGUUAACUGGAAUGUGAUGUGAAGAGAUACCUACGAAUUGUCUUGUAAAUUAUAACUUUUCCCCAUCAAAUAUCAGCAGCAUACUUUUCUUGAUAAUCAAACAUUGUCUCAAUCAUG
Messenger RNA from Ilex paraguariensis (yerba mate), 1304 nucleotides. Lineage: Eukaryota; Viridiplantae; Streptophyta; Magnoliopsida; Aquifoliales; Aquifoliaceae. The record is from the annotation of a GenBank genome assembly.